AUGCCAAUCUGUAUUGAGUGUCGAUAUCCGGUCAACCAGUUAUACAGCACCUACAGCAAGGCCGACGACCGCAGCCUUGGAAAGGGUGUCCGAUUGACGCAAUGUCCGCGGUGCAAGCGGUUUGCAGACAAGUACGUCGAGCAUGACUUUGUUGUGCUCUUUAUAGAUCUAGUCUUGAUUAAGCCACAGGUCUACAGACAUCUUCUCUUCAAUAGAUUAGGACGAGAAGAUGAUCGACUAGAUCCAUCCAUUAUCCGUCUCGGCAUUCUUCUUCUCCUCUUCGACGUCUACUUGACCUGGGCACGAAUCGAGAAACAAUCACCCAUUGUGCCGCCCGCUGGCGCAGCUCCAACUCCCUCAUCCUACGAGACCCCCGAGGCAGCGGCGGCGGCAGCUGCUGCUGCUGCGACGACUGUGCCGUUUCUCGCCGAACAAUCAAUUGUGCUACAAUACCUGUUCUUCUUGUUCCUCUGCCUGACUGAAUUCCUCACGUUCCAUUUCACCAUCCGCCUGCUCAGCACAUAUGUGCUGCGCUAUCUACGUCCGAACUCCGUGAGCACCGCGCUCCUCGUGUCGUCUUGCACAAAGCUGUUCCCGAUCUUGAUGGUAAUUUGGGAAUACGAUAUCCCGGCUGCAGCAAAAAGUGUCGGGUGGGCGGUCGUUGUCAAUAAUAUCGAGGCCUUGAAAAUACUGCUCGACUGCGGGUACCUGAUUGCGGCGGGCCUCACGGCCGCGGGAGCUGCGAGCAGGCUGCUUGUGGGCUGGACGAUAUUGAGGGCGGCUGGACUCGAUGGCGUGGGAAUGGGCUCCUUUAUGGGCUGGCGAAGCUUUGCCGCCCUGUGGUCAAAUAUAAAGAACUGGGAAGACUUGGCUACGAGGAUCGGGCUGGGAUGA
Xylona heveae TC161 is the source of this 894-nucleotide messenger RNA. RefSeq names its product Arv1-like protein. The coding region runs from base 1 to 894 and encodes 297 amino acids. Gene Ontology annotation, cellular component: Golgi apparatus; cortical endoplasmic reticulum. NCBI's taxonomy places the organism in Eukaryota, Fungi, Ascomycota, Xylonomycetes, Xylonales, Xylonaceae. The transcript is spliced from 3 exons. The record is from RefSeq and is a predicted model, not a curated record. Gene Ontology annotation, biological process: sphingolipid metabolic process; sterol metabolic process; regulation of plasma membrane sterol distribution.